AUGUGGUCGAAGGGACCGUUCAAAUCACGUCGCCCAAUUGGCAACCCCACAUUCGCGGAUAAAACGUCACUCUCUGCGGAUCCCGCGCGGUAUGCCAACGCCAAGGACUUGCCUGCGCUGCCAUACGACUCAACUAUUUCAGUGAAGGGUGCUCAAGUUGACCAAGCCACCGCGCCUAUGCCUCCUGCGCGCAAUAGCCUUGAGAACGAACAAUAUCCAGAUGUAUCUCCGGCCGUUUCGCCUGAAUUGGGGCCUCGAGUCCGCGAUAGCGGAAGCAGUUUCUGUGUAUCACCAAUAGAGGAGAGCGAGACUGAUCGAGGGUUCCGUCACGAUCGAACGGGUUCUUGGGGCUAUGGAGUCGCUGCUCCUGCCCCAUCUCGUGCAGUUAAUACUGAGCCUUUGCUGUCUGAACCCUCGCAGUCGGCACCUAAGACGAUCAAAUUCACGCCAAAUAGCGAUGAGCAACCUACUCGCUGGGAUGCAUACUCGGGCGAACCAACAAAGAGCAACGCCGGCAGAGCAGGCCAAGUAGAGCCGCGCAACACGAACUUUCACAAGGUAUCCGGAUCACACACUACCAACUUCUUGCAUUGGGGCCGCGAGCAGCUGCAGCCCAAGAAGAAGUUUGCACAAGCGCGGGGCCGGAUCAGCAGUUUCUCCAAGAACGAGAAUAAUCGCGCGCCAGAAACCCGCGAUCGAUCGUCGUCACGUGUGUUGCCAUUGGCAGAGCAUUCCGUCAAUAAAGACGCGAUUUCCCAACCUAAAAAUCCUAAUUUGGGUUUCGUCCCCACGGUCGUUACCACGAUUACUGGCGGCAAUCCUAAACCGUUGCCAGAGAGACCGGCCACCGAGCAUGCCUACAAGGCCCCUCGGCGGGAGAUAUCGAACAACAAUCUUGACCCAGCAAUAGACGACAUGUUGCGGUCCGCACAGCCUCCGAGUCGUUUUGGCGUGCCGAAUACUGCUGGCGCUAUGGAUACCGGCAGCGUCACUGCAAGCCCAGACGACAGCCCGCGCACAAGUCUAAACCUAGGAACGAAGUCUACAGAGGACCUCCCGGGUUCUAUCAUGUCGCGCCGGCGCCCGGUCCCCAUUUCCAUGCCCACCUCAAAGAAGCCAGUAAGAAAGCCCAUUCCCUCGGUGGCCGUUCAAGAGCCAACAUUGGCAACCCAGUCCGACGACGCCCCCAAGGAUACGUUAGGUCGCAUUGAGGCCUUCGAGGCCCGACGUGACGAGCUCGCGAAACGCAGAUUUAACCUGGAGACGGUGAUUCACGAGUUGACCCGGGUAAUUCAGCCGGGGUCUAUCGCGUAUGAUCUCGCCGCGAAGGCGGAGGUUAAGCGCAGCGUGCAGAGCAUCGAGAACGAGAUUGCGGAGAUCAAGCGUGAAGAGCACGAGCUUGGAUUGAAGGUUACCCGCGCGUGGAGACGGUUGGAUGAGAGGGAGAAUCAUGGUGAUGGAAGUAACUUGUGGGUCAAGCGCGUCACCAGUUGA
Messenger RNA from Penicillium cataractarum, 1494 nucleotides. RefSeq lists its product as uncharacterized. Lineage: Eukaryota; Fungi; Ascomycota; Eurotiomycetes; Eurotiales; Aspergillaceae. The record is from RefSeq and is a predicted model, not a curated record. The transcript has 2 exons. Bases 1 to 1494 code for a protein of 497 amino acids.